Spea bombifrons (plains spadefoot toad) is the source of this 2149-nucleotide messenger RNA. It is a transcript of the gene ABCG5, whose product is annotated as ATP binding cassette subfamily G member 5. Gene Ontology annotation, biological process: cholesterol homeostasis. NCBI's taxonomy places the organism in Eukaryota, Metazoa, Chordata, Amphibia, Anura, Pelobatidae. Gene Ontology annotation, cellular component: plasma membrane. The coding region runs from base 215 to 2116 and encodes 633 amino acids. The record is from RefSeq and is a predicted model, not a curated record. Gene Ontology annotation, molecular function: ABC-type transporter activity; ATP binding; ATP hydrolysis activity. The transcript is spliced from 14 exons.
GUUUCAUAAAAGAUAAAUGCUGCUAGAAGGGAAUACACGAAUCACAAGCAUUAGGAUCUUUCUCUAAUUAAAUCCUGUCCAAACUAAUGCCAACAGCAGAUAACUUACCAUGUCUGCCAGGUUCCAGGUGUGAUUGUUUUUCUUGUAGGAGACAGCGGAAACUUGGGCUCCUUCAGAGGUGGAAGAAAUCUUCCAUCUAGAACCCCAAGGAUCAAUGGAGAACCCCAGAAGAUCUGAUCCAGAAGCCACGAUAUCCAAUGAAGGAUCCAAGUGCAGUGUUAGUGUGCAAGGGAUCUCCUACACCGUCAGUGAACGUGUUGGACCGUGGUGGGAUUUCCAGUCCUAUUACAAAAAAUGGACAAGACAAAUAUUACGAGAUGUUUCCUUUUACAUGGAGAGUGGUCAGAUCAUGGCUAUUUUAGGAAACUCGGGUUCUGGGAAAACUACGCUUCUGGAUGCAAUUUCAGGAAGGAUAGGGCAUAAAGGAACUUUGCUUGGUGAAGUUUAUGUGAACGGAUCUCAGCUGAAAACAGAACAAUUCCAGGAUUGUUUCUCCUACGUCUUACAGCAUGAUACGCUGCUCACCUACCUCACUGUGCGGGAAACACUCACCUACACUGCAAUGCUGGCCCUCCAGAAACACUCAGCAGAAGCCCUGAAGAAAAAGGUGGACUCCGUCAUGGCUGAACUAAGUCUUACUGACGUUGCCGAUACUGUCAUUGGAGGACGUAUUUUUAACGGGAUAUCCAGUGGUGAAAGACGCCGCGUUUCUAUUGCAGCCCAGCUGAUCCAGGAUCCCAAGAUUAUAUUGCUUGAUGAACCAACAACUGGGUUGGAUUCAAUGACAGCAAGUAAUAUCGUGCUACUGCUCUCCGAGUUGGCUCGCAAAGGCAGAAUAGUGAUUAUCUCCAUUCACCAGCCUCGUUCGGAACUCUUUAAAGUUUUUAACAAAAUCGCAAUAAUGAGCUGUGGAGAACUUAUUUUCUGCGGCCAUCCUAAUGAAAUGAUAGAUUUUUUUGAUACAUGCGGCUAUGAAUGUCCUGAACACUCCAAUCCAUUCGAUUUCUAUGUGGAUCUCACCUCAGUGGACACAAGAAGUAAGGAGCGUGAGCUGGAGACGUAUAGCAGAGUCCAGUCCAUCGUAUCGGCCUUUAAAAGCUCAGAACAUUUUCAGAAUACAUUGGACUUUUUUGACAAUUCCAAAGCCAGUAAAGAACGACAACCUAUCCCAUUUAAAAGGAAAGAAUCACCCAACGAACUCUGCAAACUUUGGGUCCUACUAAGGAGAACUGUUAGAAAUUUAUCAAGGAACAAGAUUGGUAUUCUCAUGAGGCUCUCCCAAAACUUGAUAUUUGGCCUAUUUAUUGCAUUUUUCCUAAUUCGAUUAAAUAACGAUGUCCUUAAGGGAGCAGUUCAAGACCGCAUUGGCAUUAUCUACCAAUGUCUUGGAGCAACCCCUUACACAGGAUUACUCAACGCCGUUGCUUUGUUCCCUGCUCUACGUGCCAUCAGUGACCAGGAAAGCAAGGACGGGCUCUACCAGAAGUGGCAAAUCCUGCUAGCCUACAUCGCACACAUCCUGCCAUUCAGCAUUCUCAGCGUGGCCAUAUUUAGCGCUUUCAUUUACUGGACCAUUGGACUGUAUCCUGAGCCGAUACGCUUUGGCUGCUUCUUUGCUAUAAAUGUGGUUCCCCAUCUGAUGGGUGAAUUAUUAACUCUUGCAGUUCUUGGAGUCGUAAACAACCCUAACAUAGUAAAUGCUGGCGUAACCCUGCUUAACAUUGCGGGGAUUCUUGUGGGAUCCGGAAUUUUAAGAAGUUUGCAAGAAAUGCCUCAAGUAUUUCAGCUGCUGAGCUACAUUACCUAUCAAAAAUAUGCUUGUGAAUUAUUAGUGGUCAAUGAGUUUUAUGAUUUGAACUUCACCUGCGGUGGAAAAAACAUUUCAUCAAACCCCCAGUGCGUAUUCACAAAAGGCAACGACUACAUCGACAUGACUUAUCCAGGGGGUCCUUCCAGAAUCACGUUUGAUUUCUUAAUGCUCUACGCUUUUCUUCCUGCCGUGAUCAUUGUUUGUAUAAUAAGCUUUAAAAUACGAGAUGUUUUGAUUCGUAGAUAGAUAUUGCAUUAAAAUAGAGAAAUUAGCUAUUUA